Messenger RNA from Dermatophagoides pteronyssinus (European house dust mite), 484 nucleotides. RefSeq lists its product as uncharacterized. NCBI's taxonomy places the organism in Eukaryota, Metazoa, Arthropoda, Arachnida, Sarcoptiformes, Pyroglyphidae. The record is from RefSeq and is a predicted model, not a curated record.
GGGGUAUAUAAAGAGCUGAAUUGAUUUUGCUGCUGCUGCUGCUGGUCAUUUUAUUCACUUUAAUCAAAAAAAAGCAGGUAAAAAAAUGUAUCAUUCUUCAUUUUAUCAGAUUACUUUAUUUAUGAUAAGCUUGUGGACAAUCACAGAUUCAUGGCCAAUUAUGUCAUCUAGAUAUGAAAAAUAUCCGGAAAAACGAUAUCCAGAAAUGAUUUUCGACAACUAUAAUCAAAAAAAUCAAUAUUAUCAACCAAAUUUUGAUAGAUCAUCAAGAAUAAAUAAAAGAAAAUUUCAUGAACAAGAAUAUGAAUUGUUGGAUCAAGCUGAUGAUGAUGAUCAAACUGGUGAAAGUUAUUUAAAUCGUCCAAUUUAUAAUGAAAAUCUAAAAAAUUGGUUUGAACCAGAAGCUGAAUCAAUUGAUUCAAGUAAAAUUUCAAAAGAUUUAAUUAAUGUUAGAUUUAUGAGAUUAAUAAAUAAAGAUGAUUGA